CCGUCAAACAUCGUCUACGUCUCUCAACGUGCGUCAUAUGCGUUUCAUUGGACACUUGUCCGAUCGUCUUAAUAAAUCUCAAUUGUUGAGAUCGCGUGUUGACAGGUUUUCAAGCAUCGCAGUUAAACGGAUUCUAUUUUGUCUCUGUUCGAUCGUGUACCUUAUUGAUACCUUAACAGCGUCUAUUUACGCACAUUCACGGUUGUGUUGAGCAUUCAUGGCAAAUAUCGCUGGAAUAUCGUAGUCGUUAACCGCCAAAUCGUGUAAUCGAAACACUUUCGCGCAAUGAUUUUUUUUAAGUAAUGUACAUUCAUACGUCAUUACAAGGGGAGUACUUUUCCCAUUCACGUUCAAUGAUUCACGAAAAAAGUUAUGCGUCCGUAACGCUCUCUGACCGUCGUUCUGCGUUUAUAUAAUUUUAUUGUGUACCUUUACUAAACGAAGCUGUUGCAUCCUAAUACGAUAUUUACCCAACAAUGAGAAAAUAAUCUUACAACGGAAUAAUUCGACUUGUAAUUAUUAUUUUAUUAAGUUCACAAUGGCAUCUCGUAAGAAACUGUUGCUGAAGGUUGUUAUUCUGGGAGAUUCAGGAGUUGGUAAAACUUCCCUGAUGAAUCAAUACGUAAACAAAAAAUUUAGCAAUCAGUAUAAAGCUACAAUUGGAGCAGAUUUUCUUACCAAAGAAGUUAUGGUAGAUGAUAGGAUAGUGACAAUGCAGAUUUGGGAUACAGCAGGCCAAGAAAGAUUUCAGUCUCUUGGUGUGGCAUUUUACAGAGGUGCGGAUUGCUGUGUACUUGUGUUCGACGUCUCUGCCCCAACCAGCUUCAAAUCUCUAGACUCGUGGAGAGAUGAAUUUUUAAUUCAGGCUUCCCCUCGGGAUCCAGACAACUUCCCGUUCGUUGUACUUGGGAAUAAAGUUGAUUUGGAAUCCAGAGCGGUUUCUAGUAAGAGAGCACAACAAUGGUGUCAAUCUAAGAAUAAUAUUCCAUACUUUGAAACUAGUGCUAAAGAGGCCAUUAAUGUUGAACAAGCCUUUCAAACGAUAGCAAAGAAUGCUUUAGCUCAGGAAGGUGAAGUGGAAUUGUAUAACGAAUUCCCUGACCAAAUUAAGUUGACCAAUGACCAAAGAAACAAUGGCAAAGGUGAUUCUUGUGCCUGCUAGGUUUUGGAGCAAUGUAAACUUUGGACAAGCACCUAGAUGUACAGGUCAGAUCGUACAUACGCGUACCUGCACAUUUUGAAAAUACUACAGCGAGUUUGAUAUGUUCUGGAAGUCACGGGUAUGCUCCUUGGUUUUCUUUUAGAUUUCAUUUAAAAUAAUUGAAUAUAUGAAUACUAUUUGGAUGUUCUUAACGAAUUAUACGAACAUAUUUCGAAUCUAAGAAUUAUUUAAAUAAUCUAAAACUGAUACCAUGGAGCAUUCGUUUGACUUCCUCACAUAGGAGACUGUGUUAUAUUUCAUAUUGUGUGUUUGUGCUAUACUUGACUUUCCAAAUUAAUGGUUGGCUAGUUGAGCAUUCAACACAUUAUUUCUGAAUAUUGUAAUGCUCUCUUAUUGGGUAUGGCGAACAGUAUGUGAACUGCCCUUUUUAAUUGCAUCUUUACAACUCACUGUUGAUGUCCUUCGUUGUGGAGUGAUACUAUGAUGUUUUCAUACCACUGUAGACAUACCUUUUAUGUUGAAAGAAAAAUUUACUUGGUCGGAAACACAUAGCGUAACAAUUAGAUCAUCGCAAAAGUUUGCUCAUGAUUUAUUAAGUACAAUCGCAUUUACGGAGGAGCUCUAGAAAGUAAUUAAGAUUUGUGGGUAGAUACAUUACACCAUCUUUCUGAUGUUGCUUUUCGUCAAUUGGAAAUGAAAAUCGUUUACGUUAAUGGAUUAUUAUAUAUAAUUAAAUUUCUAAAACUUACGUUGCAGUUGUUCAACUCCUUCUGAACUUAUUUCACAACGCAAACCUUGUUGAUCGUAGUAUCGCCCGAGAUAUACUAAUGAAUUUUAAAAAAAAAAAACUUGUACAGUGAUCGCAUUUGUUUGAAAAACAAUAGAUUUGUUUAACAACAUAACAACAUUACAAUAUUUGUCGUGAAGUGUCACGGCUGGUUUUAUCUCAAAAGGCUAGUGCGUUUUCGAGGAGAAAAUCCCCUUUUUAAAAACAACUCAGUAGUUGGAUAAUUUGUAAUUUGGUGUUUCCAAUACGCCCACGACAUUUGUAUAUUAGUAUUUUCAUAUAUUCUUAAAUUCUACUCAGAGGUGAGAGUCUCGAGCCGCGAUGCACGAGUUUCCAAACGUUUUGAUUCCGUGUAGUUUAUCUUGGUGUGAUUUAAAGUUGCUAAAAAAAAACGUUUUUUUUAUUAAACAUAUCAAGCAAUAUCUGUGAAAGCUAUUUGGUGAUUCUCUUCUAAAAACUACACGUUUUUGUCUACUUACACUUAGUAUUAUAGUAUAAGUCAUAUAAACACAAUUGUUAAGUUAAUUUGAAGAACAAAAAGUUUUCAGUAUCACUUUUUAAUAGUUUCAUUCGCCUCGAAAAUAAAACAUUUUGCGAUGAAAAAUGUUUAAUUGUAUCACGAGUAAUACGCCCCACCGAAUCAAUGAAUUUAGAAAUGAGAAUGACGAAGUUGUUAAAAACAAUACUAUCAAUUUGUCGUGGAAAUUAUGCGUCGCGGUGCUGAUGAUCACUUCCAUAUUCAAAAUUAUAAUUUUAGAUCAAUCUCAAUUCUGAAAAUAGAGCAACAGAUUGCGUGAGCCGGAACGAUACAUACCUAUAAGAUUUCUUAUGAAAAAAAAAAAGUUCAUUGCGUGUAAUAUACGCGUAUACUUACGAUCGUGCAGAGUUUUUGAAAGCUGUAAUUUGCGUUGAUCAUACGUGUACGCGUGUGUGCGUAAUAUAUAUGUAUAUAAAUGAUGAUGAUCAUGACGAUUAUAACUAUAAUUAUUAAUAUAAUUUUAUCGAAAUAUGUUAACGAUAGAUAUUAUAAAUAUUAUCAUUAUUGCUGCUGCUGCUGCUGCUAUAAAACUACUAUUGCUACUCUUAGUUUUAAGUGAAGUAAAAGAAAAAAAAGUCAAGAAAUACAUUUAUUGCAGAAAAAGUACGAUUUGGUCGAGUUAAUUCGCUGAUGCGGUUCACGUCACGGAUAAUAAUCACGUGACCUGAAACAAACAAAAAAUAUAAGACUAUCCCUAUUGUGGUUCGAUGUCUAUAUUGUUAUCGAAAUGAGUGUCUGUUAAGUUAGGUAGCAAAUCUAGCAAACCUUGUAUGAAGUAGCGUGUAAGACUAAAAUAUAACUGAAUAGCACCAAUUUAGCAAAUGUGACAGAUAGUAUAGAAAAUAGUUUUUUUCCAAUUAUAAAGGUAAUCUCGUAAUACAGUAUGGUUUUAUCUAUGAGUUUUCAAUAUGUUGUUAUGUUCUAAUCAAUAUGUAAAUUGAAUACUUACCCUUGUACGAAUGUAAGAAAAUAUUCGUUUUUACACAAAGCAGUUUUAUCGCUUU
Molecule: messenger RNA, 3491 nt
Organism: Hylaeus anthracinus
Lineage: Eukaryota; Metazoa; Arthropoda; Insecta; Hymenoptera; Colletidae
Gene: Rab7
Product: ras-related protein rab7
Exons: 5
Coding region: 539-1162 (207 amino acids)
Biological process (GO): endosome to lysosome transport; phagosome-lysosome fusion
Cellular component (GO): phagocytic vesicle; late endosome; lysosome
Molecular function (GO): GTPase activity; GTP binding
Source: RefSeq, a predicted model, not a curated record